This is a messenger RNA of Polypterus senegalus (gray bichir), 3594 nucleotides long. RefSeq names its product transcription termination factor 1-like. Bases 321 to 2567 code for a protein of 748 amino acids. The record is from RefSeq and is a predicted model, not a curated record. The transcript is spliced from 12 exons. Lineage: Eukaryota; Metazoa; Chordata; Cladistia; Polypteriformes; Polypteridae.
CGAAAACAAAAUCUCACAUGUGGAACACGAAUAUUGAAGUGGCGCUCCCCUUUUAUUAGAAAAAUAACUUCUUCGCUUUGAUUAGCGUAUUGAUACAUAUUUUAAUAGUUUUCUGUGCAUUAUAAGAGGACAUCUGUUCCGAUUAAUGUUAUUUUACUUCCGGAUCGAGAAGUGCCUUCUGUAGUGGGAAGAAGAACUCUUCAUGAAAAUUUUCACCUAUCGCGGGGAGGUCUGGAACACAACCCCCGCGAUCGAGGAGGGAUUACUGUAUUGCCCUCUAAAGAGCCAUUCCCAAAAGCUGUGAAUGAAAUAUUACAUGGAUGAUGGAAACAACCUUUCAGGGAAAAAAACACAAAAAGAAAAACAAGGAGAAGAAGAACACGACAUCGAACGAGACAACUCCUUCUUCUUCUGUUCUGACUUUUAAUGGUGUUGUGGGAAAAUGUUUAGAUAUGUCUGGAGACGAAGCACAAAAGAAGAAAAAGAAACGCAAGCAGGUUUUAGGUGAUGAGUUCCAAGAAAGGGAAUCCCAUAGGGAAAUAGAAAAGAGACAUAAAAAGAAAGAGGGUGGUUUUACUUCUGCACCAGUGGAGGAGUGUGGCACACUUGGAGAUCUGCACACAAAGAAGAAGAAGAGGAAGAAGGUAGCAGAGAAUGAAGAAUGCCACGUGGGUGAAGUGACCUGCUAUGGAAACCAAGAUGAAACGGGAGCAAUGACAGAGAAGUGUGCCCGAGUCAAGAAAAACAGAAAACGGAGACAAGAGGAGAUGCAGGAAAGUCCUGAUGAGACACGGGGGAGAUGGCAAGUGGAUCAAGCUAGUGAACAAAUGGAGGAGCUUGACACACCAAAGGAGGAGCACAAAAAGAAGAAAAAGAAGAAACAAUAUAGGGAUGAUAGCUUUGAGCACGAAGUGGAGAGUGAAUUUGUGCAUGAUGCUAGAAAGAAGAAAAAACGAAGGACUUCUAGUCAUCAGGAGCUGGAAGAGGACAGCUACACAUCUCAUGAUCAGCAAGAAGUGGCUGAAAUAAGGAAAACAAACAAAGGCGACGGGUCACCUCUGAAUGAUAACAACUUUAGAGAACUGAGCAAAUCUAGCAAAACCAAGAAAAAGAAAAAGCGGCAUACACAGGCUAGUCCUGAUGAAGAGCUGAUGUCAGAAUUGCUUUCUGAUCGGCAAGGAGAGAACCAAAGUGAUCAGCUUGCAAGGACAGAUGUUGAAAAUCUCACAGAGGCCCUUGGUGUUGGUACAAUGGAAAUUAGUAGUUUUGAGCAGCCAUCCCAAAAACGCAAAAAACAAAAACGCAGUCAGAAGAGGGGAGCUUCUGAAGUUGCUGAUUCGACUACGAGGCAGACGGGCCAAUCAGAAGAAGACAGUUCUGAAGGGUAUGAGGAGCCCACUGAUUCCGAAGAAUUAAUAAAUGAAUUGGAAAAAUAUGUUCCCUGUGUGAGGAAGUAUAAAAAACGCCUAAUUCUUAGUAUGUUUAAAUAUGACCUGGAGCGGUUCAAGAAAUUCCACGAAGAAGGAAUUGCUAUAAAAUUUGGAAAAUUUGCAAAAGUAGAAAAUGAGAGGUUGAAAACCAACACAGAAAAGUUAAUGAAACUAACUGGAAUCUCUUCUUCUGAUAAGCUGCACUUUCCUUCUCGUUACCCAGAAGAAGAGAAAACUAUCAAACGCUUAAGAGAACAGAAUAAUUUUUUUACUAAUCUGGCGGAUGGAAUUCCAAGACCAUGCCAGCUUGUUUACAAUCAUGCAAGAAAAAUAUUUGAUAACUUUAAUUACAUGGGAAGGUAUACUGAGAGUGAGAUUAAUGAUCUCAAGCGAUUUCAUACUCUGUAUGGAAACAACUGGAGCAAAUUGUCUUCACUGAUUGGCCGAAACCAGCAUUCACUGCAGAUGAAGUGGUCCCAGUUAGGAGACUAUAGUAAGGGUCCAUGGACCCCCGUGGAAAAGAAAUCCUUGAUAAAAGCCAUGCAAAGCCACUUUCAAAACAGGCUGGACCCAACAGCUAUUCAAGAUGAACUUGAGCAGGAGUCGGAGGCAAACCAUGAAGAAGAGCACAAGCUCAUACUCACAGAUAAACUGUAUAAGAAUAUUCCAUGGAAGAAGGUUUCUGAACAAGUUAAGACCCGAAAUUGGAUGUCCUGCAGAAUACAGUGGAUGCGAAUACUGCAGAAGAAAAUGCAGAAAACGAAAAAUUCAUUCCCAAGCGUCAGCAGUAUUCAUGCCAAAAUCAAACUCAUUAAAAAGUUAUACCAGAUGAAUGUGGGAGAUGCUUCUGAAAUUGACUGGGAGGAGUUAACAGAUAUUAUCGGAGAUGUAACCCCUACCUACACACAAAACCUGUUUUGCAGAUUGAAGAUACUUAAUGUUCCAAACUGGCAGAUGAAGACCUUUCCAGAAAUUAUUGAUUUCCUUUACCUCAAAAUCCUUCCACGUUUAGAAGAAAAAGUCAAGAAAGUUCAGAAGAAGAAACGCAAGGAGCUCCCAGAAUCCGAACAAAGAAAAACAAGCUUCCAGUUUUCUGAAGUUUUUUCCGAGUCUGAAGAAGAAGAACUUCUAGAGUAAGAAAGUGGCGUCGCCCUUCAUCAUCUGAAUGGUCCAACUAGCAUUCGUAAACUGGCAGUUUGUGUCCAGGCAAAGGGAAAACUGACCCACUCAAGACACCAAACUUGGUAACAAAGUGAUGUGUGCUGCCAGGAAUAACUCGGUCUCUCGUGGCAAGAAGAAUCACGAGUUUUAUAGCCUUUUUUAUAUUCUGGGGAUAUUCUUUUAGAUCCUUUUAAAACUUUAUAGUGUUUCUUACAGAGCUUUUGAAGAAGAAUGCCAGUUACUAUUGUAUAAAACCUGUUCACAUUAGGCUGUUUAACGGUCUAAUGUUUUGGUUACUUUUUUACUAAAGAAAAGCAGAUUUUUCUAUCAUUUAUAAAUCAUUAUCUUUUGCUACAACUAGUGUGUGACUCCAUCUCAAACUGUAAAGCAGGCAGACAUGGUCAAGAGCUUACGUUGUUGUUUGAUCAAACACAAAUGGACAACCCAUGUGCUCUAAAUGACUUUGACAAGAGUAUAAUUGUUGGUGCCAGGCAUGGAUUCAGUCUGUUGACUUUACAGAGAAUGGGAUAGCAGACAGACAGAAGACCCCCAGUGACUGGUGAAUGAGAGACUCAUUUGGGACCUCUAAACACACAGCAUGUCGGACUUUAAAGCAGGUGGGCUACAGCAGCAGAAGAUCAUGACAGGUUCUAUAACUGACAACAAGGCGGCACUGGGCACAUGGGCAUCAAAAGCAGGCAACUGUAGGCUGGAAAAAUGUCGUCUGUUCUGGUGAGUCUCGAUUUCUGCUGUGAUGAACAGUCUGACAGAAACAUCGAACCAGCCUUGUGUCAGCACUACAGGCUGGUGGUGGUGGAGAAUUGGAGUGGGGAAGGUUUUUUGGCACACCAGACCUCUAAUACCAAAAAAAAUAAACGUAUUGGUGCACACCCUUCAGCUAAAAUUUGAGAGAUACGUCUUCGUCAACUUGGUGCACACAGGUUUUCCCAUUUUAUUGCAAUUUUAUUUAUUUAUUUUUUUCUUCAUUGCAAGUCUCCAGUGC